This is a messenger RNA of Acomys russatus (golden spiny mouse), 2263 nucleotides long. RefSeq names its product G protein-coupled receptor 21 (gene Gpr21). Lineage: Eukaryota; Metazoa; Chordata; Mammalia; Rodentia; Muridae. The coding region runs from base 763 to 1812 and encodes 349 amino acids. Gene Ontology annotation, molecular function: G protein-coupled receptor activity. The transcript is spliced from 2 exons. Gene Ontology annotation, biological process: G protein-coupled receptor signaling pathway. Gene Ontology annotation, cellular component: membrane. The record is from RefSeq and is a predicted model, not a curated record.
AGUUUUCUUACUGGCAAUCUGAAUUCUGCUCAUUUACCUGAGAGGAGGAUUCCAGAUUAAAAUAGCUUUGAAACACUGCACUGCAGGCACACCAAGUCAGUGGCCAUGGUGCAGUUGGGGAAACUAGGAGCUCCUUUCUGGCGAUGAAUCCUAAUGAGUUACCCAAGAUGCUAGAGUGUGUGCUAGCACAUGUGUUUUCCUUCCCUGCCCUCUUUUCUUUCUUUUCCCUAAACCCCUUCUCCCUGCUUCCCCUCCUACUCCUUUAUCCCCUCCCUCUGUGCCUUAGUUCUGCAGCGCCGCAAGCUGAAGCACAUUCCUGCGUUGCAAGGCUUUCUGUUAAGGAUGUAUUGUGGCUUUUGUUCGGAUUUCAGCGUGCAGAAUUACAGCUGUUCAGAGGAGACUCAUUACAACUCCUGCUGAAGCUCCUAAUCUUCCUCCCUCUGCCCCUCCCCCACCCUCACUUGGCCUGAAGACACUGUCCCCAGUUUGCCUUACUCCCUUGGUGCUAUGUGCAUGGUGAACCUGGCAGUAUGGCUGCGUCUGGGGCUGUCCAGACAAGUGCUGUUGGUUCUCCCUAUUCCAGGAAGAAUUUAAAGGGAAAUUGCACAGCAGGCAAUGCACUACAGCAGCAGCACCAGGAAUCUGGUGACUAGGGCUCCCUGGCAUUGUCACACAUGCAAAGCUGACUGCGGUGACUGUAGCUGCUCCUAGGAACUGUGACAACAGCCAGGUGGCAGCAUGAAGUGAGAGCCUGAGCACGAGAUGAACUCCACCCUGGAUGGUAAUCAGAGCAGCCAUCCUUUCUGUCUCCUGGCACUGGGCUACUUGGAAACAGUCAGGUUCUGUCUUUUGGAAGUGCUGAUUAUUGUCUUUCUAACUGUAUUGAUUAUUUCUGGCAACAUCAUUGUGAUCUUUGUGUUUCACUGUGCACCUCUGUUGAACCAUCACACCACAAGUUAUUUUAUCCAGACAAUGGCAUAUGCUGAUCUCUUGGUUGGGGUAAGCUGUCUGGUCCCUUCCUUAUCACUCCUUCACUACCCUCUUCUGAUGGAGGAGGCCACGACUUGUCAACUAUUUGGUUUUGUAGUGUCGGUUCUGAAGAGCGUCUCUAUGGCUUCUCUGGCCUGUAUCAGCAUUGACAGAUAUAUUGCCAUCACUAAGCCUUUGACCUAUAACACCCUGGUUACUCCCUGGAGACUACGCCUCUGUAUUUUCCUGAUUUGGCUAUAUUCUACCCUGGUCUUCCUGCCCUCCUUCUUCCACUGGGGCAAACCUGGGUACCAUGGAGAUGUGUUUCAGUGGUGUGCAGAGUCCUGGCACACCAGCCCCCACUUCACGUUGUUCAUCGUGAUGGUGCUGUAUGCCCCAGCUGCCCUCACUGUCUGCUUCACGUAUUUCAACAUCUUCCGCAUCUGCCAACAGCACACAAAAGAAAUCAGCAAAAGACAAGCCCGAUUCAGCAGCCAGAAUGGAGAGACUGGGGAAACCCAGACCUGUCCAGAUAAGCGCUAUGCCAUGGUCCUAUUCAGAAUCACGAGUGUGUUUUAUGUCCUCUGGCUGCCAUACAUCAUCUACUUGUUGCUGGAGAGCUCCACUGGCUGCAGCAGCCGCCUUGCAUCCUUCCUGACUACCUGGCUUGCUAUUAGUAACAGUUUCUGCAACUGUAUCAUUUACAGUCUCUCCAACAGUGUUUUCCAACGAGGACUAAAGGGCCUCUCAGGGUCUGUGUGUACUUCUUGUGCAAGUCACACCACAGCCAAGGACCCUUACACAGUUAGGAGCAAAGAACCCCCUAAUGGAUGUCGUAUCUGAGGGGCUCACAUACUCAGCCAUUCUGUUUGCAAGGAGAAAGAGUGGCUUUACUGCUGCUUUUCCCUUCCAUCUUUGUGCUCCCAGUUUACUAGAGAUCUAGGACAGAAUGAUUUGACUCCGAGCAGAUGCAGACUAUCCAGAUACCUUCUAAGUUUGCAGAAGUUGUUUCCUAAAUGAGAUUUAAAAUUAGAAGAAUGAGGACCAUGAAGAAAUCACACUUGAUCCAGUUUUUGAAAUGUCAUGGAAGUGACUACAGUUCUCAGAUUGAGAAGGAAUAAAGCCACAGCUGACACCUCCCAGCUGGGGUGGCUGAGCCUGGGUGUGAAAAGUGUCAACGCUUAAAAAUAAUUGUUUUCUUGUCCCUUUCUGGAUUCUUCCAAACAAUUUGGAAUUUAUGUGCAAUUGGUAUCUUGUAACAGGGAAUAUUAAAAUAUACUGAAGUAACAGAUUU